Messenger RNA from Pieris macdunnoughi, 1407 nucleotides. The record is from the annotation of a GenBank genome assembly. Lineage: Eukaryota; Metazoa; Arthropoda; Insecta; Lepidoptera; Pieridae.
AUGAAUGCGAGGCUCGCGUUCGCUAUAAUGGCGGCAUCGCUGUCCGCAUUUCAGCAUGGAUACAACACGGGAGUCAUGAACGCGCCAGAAUUUGUAAUGUCGCAAUGGCUCCAGAAGGAAGCAUUAACUGGAACCAAUUUAUCAUUAGCCGCAAAGGAUGACCCAGUUGUGACGAACAUUUGGUCCCUGACUGUGUCCAUUUAUUGUGUGGGAGGAAUGAUCGGGGGAGUUAUUACUGGAUUGGUUGCCGACAGGUUAGGAAGAAAAGGUGGUCUAUUGUGGAACAACCUCCUGGUCUUCGUGGCUGCGAUGCUGGAGGCUCUAUCCAAAACGGCACAGUCCUCAGAAAUGCUAAUAGUUGGCAGAUUGAUUAUCGGUAUUAACAAUGGUUUAAACGCAGGACUUACACCAAUGUAUUUGGCUGAAAUAUCGCCUGUGGCUUUGCGAGGCUCGAUCGGAACAGUAUAUCAGCUAGUAAUUACAAUAACAAUUCUUCUUUCACAAAUACUUGGGCUAGAAGUAGUAUUGGGAACGGCUAACGGGUGGCCAUGGCUACUCGCUGUGAUAGUGUUGCCAGCAAUUGUACAAUGUUGUACUUUACCGUUAUGUCCUGAAACACCCAAGUUUCUACUAUUAAAUAAGGGCGCGGAAUUAAAGGCACAAAGAGCCCUUAAUUGGCUCCGCGGCGAUGUAGCUGUUCACGGAGAAAUGGAGGAGAUGCAUCAGGAAGCAGAAAAGAACAAAAUAAGCAAGAAAGUCACGCUUCGUGAACUCUUCGGAAAUCAGCAACUUCGACAGCCAUUACUCAUCGCCAUGGUGGUGAUGGUGGCUCAGCAGUUCUCGGGAAUAAACGCGGUCAUGUUCUUCUCGACGAAUAUCUUUACGAACGCUGGCUUAAAUGAGGGGCAGGGUCAGUACGCUACAUUAGGUAUGGGCGCAAUGAAUGUCGUAAUGACUGUGAUAAGUCUCCUACUGGUGGAAAAGGCGGGAAGGAAGACCUUACUUCUCAUUGGAUUUAGUGGAAUGUUGGCAACCACCAUUGCGCUAUGUAUUGCUAUUAGAUAUACGACAAUAUCCUGGGUACCAUAUUUAUGCAUCGCAUUGGUGAUUCUUUUCGUAACGAUGUUCGCUGUUGGACCCGGAUCGAUACCCUGGUUCCUUGUUACAGAACUGUUCAACCAAGGCGCUCGACCAGCUGCAUCUUCAGUGGCCGUCACGGUUAACUGGACUGCUAACUUCAUAGUAGCACAAAGUUUUCUACCACUUAAGUCAAUUAUAGAUACGAACGUCUUCCUCAUAUUCGCUGCUCUUCAGUUCAUAUUUAUAUUAUUCAUAUCAUUCAAAAUCCCGGAAACGAAAAACAAAACAAUUGAAGAGAUCACAGCUAUGUUUAGACAACAGUUGUAA